This is a messenger RNA of Zeugodacus cucurbitae (melon fly), 3659 nucleotides long. It is a transcript of the gene gsb-n, whose product is annotated as protein gooseberry-neuro. The coding region runs from base 790 to 2220 and encodes 476 amino acids. Gene Ontology annotation, biological process: anatomical structure development; regulation of transcription by RNA polymerase II. NCBI's taxonomy places the organism in Eukaryota, Metazoa, Arthropoda, Insecta, Diptera, Tephritidae. The transcript has 5 exons. The record is from RefSeq and is a predicted model, not a curated record. Gene Ontology annotation, molecular function: RNA polymerase II cis-regulatory region sequence-specific DNA binding; DNA-binding transcription factor activity, RNA polymerase II-specific.
CAAACCAGUUCCGCACUGUGCUGUGUUGAUCGCGCGCGCGUUUUUACUUUUGCGCGCGACGCGACUUCGUUAAUUUAUGCUCGCGCGCUCUUUUAGUUGUGUACCGAAUGUCGCGCGGCCUGAUCGCCCUGUUUGUUGUGUGUGACGCGAGUAGUAACUUCACAAUCCAAUAGCGUUGUUGGCAUUAUUUGGCGUAUUUUUUUGUGCAACGGCAAACGAAUUGGACCGCAAAGCGGGCGCAUAUAGCCAAACCAAACGCCGUUUGUUUUUCAACUUCCGUCGGAUGUUGUGCAUUUGUUUGAACGGGCGCGCGGCUCCAACAAAUCGUGUUUUGUGCGCGAGUUCCUUAUUUGUUAUUGUACUUACUUAGCGGGCAGGUGGCUCACAGUUUUUGGCACCUUUUGAACUUUUUUACGCCCCACUCCAUUAACAACCGGUUGCCGGCGCGGUAGACGUUUAAACUUGCGCGUUCUUGUGCAUUAAGGCGGUGAAAUGUUUUGUGAAAUUAUUGAAUGUGUUUGCAAAUAAAUAUUUAUAUAAAAAAUAUAACAACAAAUGUGACUACUCACAGUGCGGCAUAUCAAGUUCGACUAUCAACAAAAUAAACCCAGUGCAAUCUAGACCGUAAACCAAAGUCUUGUUUUUUGACAAAAUUAUUGUUUUGGUCUCAAGUUGAAGCUAGAACAAGCUAUACUUUUUUGAAAAUAAUAAAUAAAGAUAUUCAUAACGGCACAUGUCGUAUUAUACUAAGUUCGUAAAAGACCCUUAAACAAUAUAUUUCUGCAAAAAAUGGAUAUGACCAGCGCGAAUUCGUUAAAUAUGCGACCUUUCUUCUCCGGAUACCCUUUUCAAGGUCAGGGACGCGUCAACCAACUCGGCGGUGUAUUCAUCAACGGACGACCGUUACCGAAUCAUAUACGUUUGAAAAUUGUCGAAAUGGCCGCUAACGGUAUAAGACCUUGUGUGAUCUCACGUCAGCUACGCGUUUCGCAUGGUUGUGUAUCGAAAAUAUUAAAUCGUUACCAGGAAACGGGUUCAAUAAGACCCGGUGUGAUAGGCGGUUCGAAGCCGAAAGUAACAUCGCCGGAAAUUGAAGCGCGCAUCGAGGAGCUACGCAAAGCCAAUCCGGGUAUAUUCAGUUGGGAGAUACGCGAGAAGCUGAUUAAGGAGGGCUUCACCGAUCCACCAUCGACAUCGUCCAUCAGCCGGCUAUUGCGAGGUAAUGAUCGUACCAGUGAAGAUGGACGCAAGGAUUAUAGUAUACACGGCAUAUUAGGUGGACGCGACUCAGACAUCAGUGAUACCGAAUCGGAGCCCGGCAUACCGUUGAAACGUAAACAACGGCGUUCGCGCACCACCUUCACCGCCGAACAGUUGGAGGCACUCGAGCGCGCCUUCACACGCACACAAUAUCCGGAUGUGUAUACACGUGAGGAACUCGCGCAGACCACGGGACUCACAGAGGCGCGCAUACAAGUGUGGUUUAGUAAUCGGCGAGCGCGUCUACGCAAGCAUUCCGGCGGCUCCGGUACCGGACAUUCACCCAUGAAUGGUGGCAGCGGUGGCGUUGGUGUACCUGGCGGGGUGGGUGGCGGUGCUGCGGCCACAGCGCCACUCGGUUUUGGUCCACUAGCCGCAGUCGGUUCCAUGGCGGGCUAUAGUCCCGCUGCAGCAAGUACCGCCAGCGCGGGCAUGAAUGAGAAUCACGCGGCGCAUGCAGCAGCGGCUGCCGCUGCGGCAGUUGCACAUCAUCCACACCACCACACACAGAUGGGCGGCUAUGAUUUGGUGGCGCAAUCGGCGCAACAUGGAUUCGCAAGCAGUUUUCAGCAUGGACACUUCGGCAGCCAGAAUUACUAUCAUCAAGAUUAUUCCAAACUCUCAAUCGAUGACUUCUCUAAACUGACACUGGAGAAUGCUUCGAAAAUUUCGCCUUCACUCUCACAUCUCACCGGCGAAAACUACACGAAACUGGACUCCACCACGAAUUGGUCACAAGCCGCUUACCAUCUCAAUCAGUCGGCAGCAGCGGCCGCCAACUACAAUGCUGCCGCCGCUCAUCAUGCCCAUGCGGCAGCCGCUCAACAUACACUCAAUGAUUAUGCGGCGGCUGGCGUUGCUGCAGCGGCGCAUAACAAUCAACUGAACAGCGCAGCAGCAGUCGCCGCGGCGGCUUAUAACCAUCCACUACCCACGCAGGCGCAAGCGAAGUAUUGGUAAAACAUUAAUUGUGGUGUGUAAUUAUUAGUGAGAGGUAGUAGUAGCUUGUUUGAGAUUGACGAGUGGUCAAAUAAAAGUUUUGUAAUGUGGCAAGGGAAUAUUUUCCUAGUGGAAAUCAGAGGUCUGUCUCAAAGUUGUUCUGACCACUUAUAUAGAAUCUACGAAUAUUGAGCACGCGGUUUUCGGUUGGUAGAUUCCAAACCUAUCUUUCAAACUCGGAUAUAUAACAGUGAAAUUAAUGCUGUGAAGCCCUAGCAUCAGAUCUUACGAGCGAGCCCCUUGGUCCAAAUGAAUCUCUCGGUUGUACUUAACUUUUGAUUUUUGGGAUCAAAGAUUAUCUCUCAGUAUAUUUAUUUGACACCAGAAAUCCCAAUAAAAAAGCCCGAAAAAAGGGUCCUCCAGUGUUUCAAACAGAUUUUUUUUUCGGGGUGGAGACUCUUGCUCUCCGUAUGUAUGUAUUUAGAUCCAUUGACUAUAUGUAUUAGAGUUCGUGAGUUCGUUUAAGGAGAAGAUCAAUCUUCUUCUUCUUCAAUCUUGUUAACUCCAGAUAUUCUGAGUGAGAAAGAGAGAGAGAGAUGGGGUGAGCGAAAGAUAUAGAGAGAGUUAUGACCGCCCGAUGUGAGCGAGUUAGUAAGUAGCCAAUAGAAGAGCGAGACCUUAGAAUUCGCUGUGAAAUCAAAUAAUAUAUGGACCAUUUUUAUGGAUAACAAAAUUCAACUUUGGAUUUUCAGAACCCUUCUAUAAGAGUAUUAUGACUAUUGCUAUUAAAAAAUAUUUAUCAUCCGUCUCAAAAACAUGAAAACCCAUUUGCUAUUGCUCAUUGAAAUAGCAAAUAAAAAUUAAAAAAAAACGUAAUAAAUCAUAAUUGUACAGUAGCUAUCAUAAGUAGGUUACCAUAAGUAUAAACAUCACAUACUUGUAUACACACUAUUAUUAAACACUGUGGUAUUUAAAUAAUGUUCGUUAAACAAUCAAUUCAACACUUUAAUUUAAUUUGUAAUCAUUACUUAAGGAGAAUUUGCAUACAAAAAAAGAUAAUUAUGUAAGUGCAUAACUGUGCAAAUAGCUACUUGCAAGUUUAUGCCUAAAAAAUUGCAUUAUUGAUUACUACAUAUGUCAUUAAUUUAUAAAUCAACUGUAAUUAAAAUUCAAUUAACAUUUUAUUAGUUAAGUCAAGUGUAACUUAUAUGGCCAAGGCCAAGCUGGUGGCAUACAAAGGCCGGCGCAAAACAAGUGAUGAUGGCGCGGCAAUGAGGCCGUGAGUCUGAUUGGAGGCUGCUGAUGCGACCCUGUGUUGGCCUAUGCCUUAUUAUACGCCAACUGAGCCUGUUAAUUGCAUAUAAACAUUGUAGCAUAAAAGUUAAUUAUUAAGUAAAUUUUAUUUGUAGGCAACAACAAAAGCAUAUAAAAUAAAGAAAUAUAUAUAUUUAUAUGAGUAC